AUGAUUUGCAUCCAGACAGAACAUUUUAAUCUUAAUCGGACUCUCCUACUUAUAAUUGGCUUAUGGCCAUAUCAAAAAUCAAAACUUGUUCGAGUUCAGAUAGUCAUAUUUUUUGGUAUUUUGAUAAGCUCUGUUAUAUUUCAGCUUACAGCGCUUAUAACCACAAAAUAUACUAUUGACUUUGCUCUUAAAGUUUUCUCUACCGCAAUAGUUUUUAAUUUUUAUGUAAUUACAUACAACAUGUUCUGGAUUAACACUCAUCAUGUGAGAAAUUUGUUGGAACAACUACAAUAUAUCUGCAAUGAACUAAAAGACGAAAAUGAAUUUGCUAUUAUUAAGAAAUAUGGAUAUUAUACAAGACGAUGUACUGCUAUAUUUACAUUGUUCGCCAUAUGCUGUAUAUUGUUUGUUACUUUACUGCCAAUUUGGCCAUAUAUCCUUGGUUCUGUUCUGCACAUAAACGAGUCUCGAAUACAGAGUCAGACAAUACAAAUCACAACUGAGUACUUUAUCGACCAGAAAAAAUAUUUCUAUUUAAUUUUGUUGCAUAUAAACGCAGUGUUUUGCAUUGGAACAACUACGUUGACAGCGACGGGAACAAUAAUUUUAGGAUGCGUUAUACAUAUAUGUGGAAUAUUUAAAGUUGCAAGUUAUCGUAUGGAGCAAACAAUGUCGACGAAAAUACUCGAAAAUAUUAACUUGAAUAAUAAGACUACGAUAUGUAAUAAAAUAUUUUAUGCCGUCGAAAUUCAUCGCAAGGCUAUGAAAUUCACCAACGCAUGUAUAUCUAGUUUUGAAGGCUCGUUUCUGUUACUAAUAACAUUUGGUGUAAUUUCUUUGAGCCUAAAUCUUUUUGCAGUUUUUCGUAAUGCAUUGCUUGGAAAUAAGGAAGAAUUGUUAUUACACCUGUUAUUUGUAUUUUUCAUCUAUUUAUAUAUGUUUCUAACUAUUUAUGCCGGUCAAAACAUUACAAAUUAUAAUGAUCAUAUAUAUUCCACCGCAUAUAAUAUUCAAUGGUAUAUGGCACCAUUGUAUGCACAAAAAAUGAUACUUUUCAUUUUGCAAAAUGGCAGCAAAACCUUCGACGUAAACAUCGCCGGAUUGUUUGUAAUAUCGUUACAGUGUUUCGCCACGGUAAGAAAUUUGUUGGAGCAACUACAGUAUAUCUGUAAUGAACUAAAAGACGAAAAUGAAUUCGCUAUCAUUAAAAAAUAUGGACAUAAUACAAGAUGUUGUACUGCUAUUAUUACAUUUCUUGCCAUAUGCAGCACAUUCUUUGCUAUCUUACUACCAAUUUGGCCAACGAUUCUUGGUUCUAUUUUGCACAUAAACCAGUCUCGAAUACAGAGUCAAGUAAUACAAAUUACAACUGAAUAUUUUAUCGAUCAAAAGAAAUAUUUCUAUUUAAUUUUCUUGCAUACAAAUGCAGUCAUUUUCAUUGGAGCUACUACAUUGGCAGCGACAGGAACCUUGCUUUUAGGAUGCGUUAUACACGCAUGUGGAAUGUUUACAAUUGCAAGUUAUCGUAUAGAGCAAGCAAUGUCGACGGAAAUACUCGAAAAUAUUAACCUGAAAAAUCAGAUAAUAAUUUAUAAAAGAAUAUUUUAUGCCGUUGAAAUUCAUCGCAAGGCUAUGAAGUUCAUCGACUUUUUGAUAUCUAGUUUUGAAGGCUCUUUUUUGUUAAUAUUAACUUUAGGUGUAAUUUCUUUGAGUCUGAAUAUUUUUGCAAUUUUUCGUAAUGCAUCGCUUGGGAAUAACGAAGCAGUUCUAUUACACUUGUUAAUUGUAUUUGUUAUUUUUUUAUUUUUGUUUCUAACUAAUUAUGCCGGACAAGAGAUUACAAAUUACAGUAAUCAUGUAUACUUUACCGCAUACAAUGUUCGAUGGUACAUGGCCCCAUUGCACGCACAAAAAAUGAUACUCUUUAUUUUGCAAAAAGGUAGCAAAACUUUUGAAAUAAACGUCGCCGGAUUGUUUGUGAUAUCGUUACAGUGUUUUGCCAUGUUAACAAAAGCAUCGAUGUCUUAUUUUACUUUUAUGUAUUCCACCCAGCAAUAA
Messenger RNA from Cataglyphis hispanica, 2058 nucleotides. RefSeq lists its product as uncharacterized. Gene Ontology annotation, cellular component: plasma membrane. Bases 1 to 2058 code for a protein of 685 amino acids. Gene Ontology annotation, biological process: sensory perception of smell; detection of chemical stimulus involved in sensory perception of smell. Lineage: Eukaryota; Metazoa; Arthropoda; Insecta; Hymenoptera; Formicidae. The transcript is spliced from 15 exons. Gene Ontology annotation, molecular function: odorant binding; olfactory receptor activity. The record is from RefSeq and is a predicted model, not a curated record.